Messenger RNA from Arabidopsis lyrata subsp. lyrata, 3994 nucleotides. Its product is annotated as jacalin-related lectin 16. The record is from RefSeq and is a predicted model, not a curated record. Gene Ontology annotation, molecular function: carbohydrate binding. Lineage: Eukaryota; Viridiplantae; Streptophyta; Magnoliopsida; Brassicales; Brassicaceae. Bases 1971 to 3782 code for a protein of 603 amino acids. The transcript is spliced from 5 exons.
CUAUCCCUUCUCUUUCUUACUUUUCAGAUUUUUUUUUUAUUUUUAUAAUAGACAGUUUCUCAUUGAGAAACCAUUGAUGGAGAUGCUCUUACGCUUUUCCAAAUUGUAACUAACUUCGAAUAAAAUGCAUCAACAUCCAUAGAUCCUAAAUUUAUGUAGUGUUGCUUAAGAUUUGAUAUAGACGUAGAACAUCAUUCUGCUGAAAUGUCUUCAACAAUAUUUUCCAAACUACAUUUUCAGUCUUAAAAAUUUCUAUACAAAACACUUUGACCAAGUUCAGUCUUAGAAACAGAAAUCAUAAGUUAAGAAUCUAUCACAUCAUUAUAACGGUGCCAAGUUCGCAUCAUAAUGAUGAUCUGGUUGGUUAAUGUAUAGUUUUGUAUAUAUUGACGAAGAAAAUUGAGUCGCCAUCCACAAAAUUGAUGAGAUUGACGAAUGGACAGAAACUCGAAGAAAUGAAACUGAACUGAGAUCACGCUGAAAUCAAGCUCAGAAACAAAGAAAAAGUUAGGAAAAAAAAAAGAUAUAUAAUUUUCAUUUUGAUCUCAGACCAAAUGGGAUUUGUAACAAGAAGAUAAUGAGAGAGGGGUCGAGAAGAAGAGAUAAUUUCAAAAUCUUUUUAAUGACUUAACCAAAUGUUAUUGUACACGCUUAAUACUUUAAGCUUAAAACUUCUAAACUACCUAUUAAUAACGCGGGUUGGCUGAUUUUUCAGUCCUUAACUAUUUGCAAACUCAAUGAUUCCCCCUAUAUUUUUUUGCUCUUAAAAAACUAUCAACAACUAACAUUUUUUCUCAAUAAACCAUCACAUACUUUCGAAUUCAUCUUGAAAAAUACGCCUCCAAUUGAACCGGUCAUUAAACCGGGUUUAACCACAAAUCCGCGUUUAUUGUACCGCGAUUAGGAUUACCCGUAUGAUUAUCCAUGACCCGAGAGUGAAAACGGCGUCGUUUUCACUCUUCUCUCAAUUUCUCAAACUCGCAAAUCGUCAUUGUUCACCCAUUUCAAAAUUAGGGUUCUUCAGAGAAAAGGUGAAAGGGGAUCCUCCAUCUUCUUAAAGUUCACCCUCUAUCUUCUUACUCAUCGCAUCCUCCAUCUUCUUAAAUUUUUUGUUUUGGAGCUUCAUAGUACCCAUCACUUCCAUCCUAAAAGCAUUGACAUCCUCUGCAACUAACUUACACUUCUCCUCGACCAUCCUAAUUUCUUCUAAGAGAGCUUCAUCAACCCAUUUGAACAAGUGAUCCUCAUUUUUUCUCUAUACACAUAACCUCCGAUCAAUAAUACUCCAUCGUCUUUUCAAAUCAACAAUUUAACCAAAUAGAAAAACGUACCUUCAUUGCAAUCGCGCAUCGGUAGAAUCUCCGGUAUGGAUUCUCCUUCGUUUUUGAUGUGAAUGUGAUGAUAUCCUCUCCACACCAGGAGGAGAAAACCGAUGCGCCGGAAUUUAAGCGGAUGAGUAGUAGCUCGUUGUGCUCAUCGUCUCUGCAAUUUCAGAAAUUUAGUACCAAAUAUUGAUGAAGAUGAACCCUAAACCCCAAAUCGAUUUUAUGUACAAGAUCGACGUCGUUUUGGUUUCGUUUUGAGACAUAGAGAGACAAGUGAAAACGACGUCGUUUUCACUCUCGGAUCAUGGAUAAUCAUACAGGUAAUCCUAAUCGUGGUACAGUAAACGCGGAUUUGUGGUUAAACCCGGUUUAAUGGCCGGUUCAAUUGGAGGCGUAUUUUUCAAGAUGAAUCCAAAAGUAUGUGAUGGUUUAUUGAGAAAAAUGUUAGUUGUUGGUGGUUUUUUAAGAGCAAAAAAGUAUAGGGGGAAUCCUUGUGUUUGUAAAUAGUUAAGGGCUGAAAAAUCAGCCAACCCCUAAUCAUGCAUGCACACAACAAAUAAAUGGUUAUGUUGUUACAGCUUGAAAGGGCAUUCUUUUAAAAAAAAAAAAUCAAACCUAAAUUAACGAAAAUAGAAGUGUGUAUUCAUGCAAAUUAUUGACUACCCAUCCAUAGCUCAAGAUUCAAAUCUGUUCAAGAUGACCCAACGGUUGGAAGCGCAAGGGACUAACGAUCGCAAUUAUGAGUGGGAUGAUGGAUCGGACCAUGAUGAUGUAACAAAGAUAUCUGUGAGAGGUGACAUUAAUGGCAUACAAUACAUCCGAUUCGACUAUAUCAAGAGUGGACAAAUAAAAUAUGGAUCAUUUCAUGGUUGGACGAGUCCAGGUCUCUCACAAACGUUUGAGAUUAACAAACUAAAAGACGAACAACUUGAAUCCGUUGAGGGUUACUACGAACCCAACUCGGGUGUGAUUCAAGGAAUUCAAUUCAAAACCAACUUAAGGAUUUCUGAACUAAUAGGAUACGAAGAAAAUGGUACUAAGUUUUCACUAGCUGUGGAUGGAAAGAAGAUCAUUGGGUUUCAUGGAUCAAGUUCAUCAAAGCUCAAAUCUCUUGGAGCAUAUUUCACUAGGAUUUCUCCAACUAGAUUGGAAGUGAAAGGGAUAAAAGGAGGCAAGGAGUGGAACGAUGGAUCCGAUCAUGAAGGUGUUACAAAAAUCCAUGUACGAGGUGGUCCUGAAGGUAUACAAUACGUCAAGUUUGAUUAUAUUACGGAUGGCAAACAUAUAUAUGGGCAAGCUCAUGGUGCCACAGGUAGAGGUUUCACGCAACCGUUUGAGAUCGACCAUUUCAACAAGGAAUAUUUGGUAUCUGUUGAGGGUUACUAUGACAACGACAAACAUGGGGUCAUUCAAGGGCUUCAAUUCAGAACUAACAACAAGACUUCAGAAUUGAUGGGAUACGACAAUGGUAAGAAGUUUACACUAGCAGCUAGUGGAAAGAAGAUAAUUGGGUUUCAUGGAUUUGCUGAGAAGAAUCUAAACGCUCUGGGAGCAUAUUUCACAACUUUUCCUUUUACUAAAUUAGAACUCAAAGGUGGUACUACUCUAGGAAAAAUUUGGGAUGAUGGUGCUUUUGAGGGCGUAAGAAAGGUGUCCGUUCAUUCUAAAAACUCUUAUGUAAAUUGCGUCACAUUCCAUUAUGAAAACAAUGGCAAAGUGGAAAAGCGUGAGCAUGGGUCGAUGGCUGGAAAAGAAGAAGAGUUUGCGGUCGACUUUCCAAAUGAAUUUAUCACAUCCGUGGAAGGGACUCUGGAAACCGAUGGUUAUACGUGGAUUGCGUCCUUGACUUUCAAAACAUCUAGAGGGAGAACUUCUCCACCAUUUGGAAGUAUGACUAAAACUAAAUUCGUACUUGAGAAGAAAGGUUGCGCUGUGGUUGGGUUCCAUGGACGGUCUACUGGUUGUAUUUUGGCUCUUGGAGCAUAUUUUUAUCCGCUGCCUCCUCCGGUUGGUGUGGAGAAACUAGAAGCAAAAGGUAGUGAUAGAGGAGACUCUUGGGACGAUGGAAGUUUUGAUAGUAUUAGAAACAUAUACAUGGGACACAACGAGAUGGGUGUUGCAUUUGUCAAGUUUCUGUACGACAAAGACAGCCAGACAGUGAUCGGAGAUGAUCAUGGGAACAAGACAUUACUUGGAGUUGAUGAGUUUGAGUUGGAGUAUCCGAAAGAAUACCUGAUAUCAGUUGAGGGUAGUUGUGAUGUUUUAGACGGAAGUGAAUAUGAAGUUAUACGCAUGCUUAGUUUCAAGACCAAUAUGCGAACCUCUAAAAUUUUUGGACUCGAGACAACCUCAAGCUUCAUACUCCAGAAGGAAUGUCAUAAGAUCGUUGGGUUCCAUGGAAAAGUAAGUAACAUGCUUCAUCAAAUUGGUGUCCAUGUCCUACCUAUUACUGACUGAUCUUUUUUCAUAUAUUUUCAUAUAUAUAUAUAUAUAUAUAUAUAUGUGUGUGUGUCUGAACUUGAGGCAAAACAUUCUGGACCAAGUAUGAUCAUAUUUUUUAAUUAUCUCCUAUCUUGUAUACUCUGUCGCGUAUUAUUUCGUAUGUUUUAUUGGCGUGUCUUUCCCAGCCUCAUGUAAGUUAAUAUGAGUAUAUGACCGUUAAAAAUUUC